CAAUUGCAGGGGCAAGAUCCAUAUAGGCUAUAGCCAACCAAGCCAAUGGCUAGACUCACACAGAGAGCUUCAUAGCAAUUAUAUACACCAUCUCCGAUUCUCUCUUUAAUUUUGCUGGAUCAACUCAAUCAACAGAGAGAGAAUGAGCGGAGCGGGGAAGAAGGUAGCAGACGUGGCUUUCAAGGCCGGUAGAACCAUCGAUUGGGAAGGCAUGGCCAAGUUGCUGGUCUCCGACGAGGCCCGAAAGGAGUUCGCCACGCUCCGACGAGCCUUCGAUGAAGUGAACACUCAGUUGCAGACCAAAUUCAGCAAGGAACCAGAACCCAUAGACUGGGAAUAUUACAGGAAGGGGAUUGGUUCUCGCUUGGUUGAUAUGUAUAAACAAGCAUAUGACGAAGUUAAAAUCCCACAAUAUGUAGACAACGUCACUCCUCAAUACAAACCCAAGUUUGACGCUCUGUUGGUCGAGCUGAAAGAAGCUGAGCAGAAGUCGCUGAAGGAGUCGGAAAGACUGGAAAAGGAAAUUGUUGAUGUCCAAGAGCUGAAGAUGAAACUAAGUACAAUGACCGCUGAUGAAUACUUUGCAAAGCAUCCUGAACUGAAGAAGAAGUUUGAUGAUGAAAUCCGAAACGAUUACUGGGGCUAUUAGUUUUUGCUUCAUGUAGCACCUCCCGGGACCAGUUUCACUCGAAGUCUCAAACCUUUUUGAGCUUGUCCGCAAUUUAUGAAUAAAGAGGAAUGUUUUGUUUUAUCCUUUCAUUUCUUGGUUAUUUUCAAGACUGUGAACCAGGAGACAGUCACUGGGGGAUUUGCUAAUGCAACCUUCGAUACGAGGAUUAACAUGAUGUGUUGAAAUAUUCAAUGAAAUUUCAUAAUCAGAAGUCCCAUGGAUUUUCAGACUCGUGGUGUAUGAAUGUUUAGUACGUAGUAGUGGAUGCGUUGACAAGAUUUAAACUUUUU
Molecule: messenger RNA, 960 nt
Organism: Olea europaea var. sylvestris
Lineage: Eukaryota; Viridiplantae; Streptophyta; Magnoliopsida; Lamiales; Oleaceae
Product: ATP synthase subunit d, mitochondrial-like
Exons: 5
Coding region: 143-649 (168 amino acids)
Biological process (GO): proton motive force-driven ATP synthesis
Molecular function (GO): proton transmembrane transporter activity
Source: RefSeq, a predicted model, not a curated record